GAGCGGCUUCCCUUCAGCCAAACACAUGUUGCGGAACAGGAGCUGAGCAGCCAAGCAGAACGCUAUCCCUCCAAACAGGCCCAGCGACAAGACAGCACCAAAGAAAAUACAUUUAAAAAAAACCACCUUGGACCCGGACUUGGACACGGAUUUCGUUUUGGACUCCGAUCUCUCUCUUGUUUGACAUGAGCCAGCGACCAGCCAUGGACAGCCUGUUCUCCGACGACCCUUUCUUCAGCCAGGAGAGGCUCCUGUGGCCCCUGCACCAGGGGGCGCUCUCCUCCCUGCAGCAAGACUUCUUCAACAGGCGCACCAAGCUGGCCGGGGGCCUCAUGAAGGAGCUCCACGACGGGGCCCACAUGCUGGACCUGCAUCAGGGGGCCUUCCCGCACGCCCUGUUCGCCAGCCUGGGGGGCUCCGGAGACCCCCGCCUGGAGGCUCGCAGUGCCCCUGAGCCCGCCAGCGCCCAGGACAGCCGGCCUGGCCCCCUCGCCUCCAACGGCUCGUCCACCACCCCCACCCCCACCCCCACCACCACCACCACCUCCCCGGGGGCCGCGGGGGUGGCGAAGGACCUCCUGGUGACCCUGGACGUGCGCGGCUACGCCCCCGAGGACAUCCACGUGAAGCUGGAGGGCCGGCGGCUCGCCGUGGUGGCGGUGAAGCGGGCGGCGGCCGAGGCCUCCGACGAGUCCUCCUCCUCCGCCGGCGCCUCGCGCCAGCGGUCCUCCGCCUGCGCCCAGACGGGCUUCAGCCAGAGCAUCGAGCUGCCCGCCCACCUGGACCUGGCGGCGCUCAGCUGCACCCUGACGGAGGACGGGCGGCUGCGCGUCGACGCCCCCGUGGCCCGGCGGCCAAUCACGGCCGGCGGAGAGGCGGAGAGGAGGGGGCAGCUGCAGCAGCAGCAGCAGCAGGAGGUGAAGGCGGUGAAGGAGGUGAAGCAGGUGGAGGAGGUGGCGCAGAAGGUGGAGGAGCAGGGGGAGGAGCCUGUCAGGUUCAGGAGCGCGCUGGAGUUCCCCGUGACCAAGGACAAUUAGGACGGCUGCUCGGAUGGACUGAGGACAGACACGCACGCACACGCCAAGACGGACGCCCAUGCAUGCAUGCACACGGGCGCGCGCACACACACACACACACACACACACACACACACACACACACACACACCCACUCAUCACGAAAAUGAAUGCAUGUUACACCAAUGUGUGUGUGUGUGUCACACAUUUUCAAACACACACUCAUAUCGCUAACAAACAUAUGGGAUAAAACAAAAGCCUUAAAAAUACAAUGCUAAACUGACGCGUUGACCUCGUUUUACACACUAACCCCUUAGACUUACACAACCACAAACACAACACAUACAUAAACACGCAAAGGUCUACUUAGAUACACAGACUCUUAUUUAAUUAACUUUUUUAUGUAUUCGUUUUUUUUUAACAUGUUUUAAUAAUGUACAUUUCCAGAAAAAAAUGAAUGUAUUCAAAUAAACAUAUUUGUUGAUAACUCACAA
This is a messenger RNA of Gadus morhua (Atlantic cod), 1510 nucleotides long. RefSeq names its product heat shock protein, alpha-crystallin-related, 9 (gene hspb9). The record is from RefSeq and is a predicted model, not a curated record. The transcript is spliced from 2 exons. Gene Ontology annotation, biological process: protein refolding; negative regulation of apoptotic process; response to heat. Lineage: Eukaryota; Metazoa; Chordata; Actinopteri; Gadiformes; Gadidae. Bases 186 to 1037 code for a protein of 283 amino acids. Gene Ontology annotation, cellular component: nucleus; cytoplasm.